This is a messenger RNA of Nyctereutes procyonoides (raccoon dog), 862 nucleotides long. Its product is annotated as keratin-associated protein 4-4-like. The transcript has a single exon. The coding region runs from base 74 to 484 and encodes 136 amino acids. The record is from RefSeq and is a predicted model, not a curated record. Lineage: Eukaryota; Metazoa; Chordata; Mammalia; Carnivora; Canidae. Gene Ontology annotation, cellular component: keratin filament.
CACAAUGAGACUCCCAAACUUAAGACCUUCACUCCCCUGAAAAACACACCCAGAACCUCCACCUUCUGACACCAUGGUCAACUCCUGUUGUGGCUCCGUCUGCUCUGAGCAGGGCUGUGGCCAGGAGACCUGCUGCCGCCCCAGCUGCUGUGUGUCCAGCUGCUGCCGCCCCUCCUGCUGUGGUUCCAGCGGCUGUGGCUCCAGCUGCUGCAGGCCCAGCUGCUGCAUCUCUAGCUGCUGCCGCCCCACCUGCUGCCAGACCACCUGCUGCAGGACCACCUGCUGCCGCCCCAGCUGCUGUGUGCCCAGCUGCUGCCGCCCCUCCUGCUGUGGUUCCAGUGGCUGUGGCUCCAGCUGUUGCAGGCCCAGCUGCUGCAUCUCUAGCUGCUGCCGCCCCACCUGCUGCCAGACUACCUGCUGCAGGACCACCUGCUGCCGCCCCAGCUGCUGUGUGUCCAGCUUCUGCCGCCCAAGCUGUUGCUAGACCACCUGCUGCUGCCCAACCUGCUCUGGGGGGUCCUUGCUGCUGAGUAUCUUGGCCAGCAUCCCACUGUCUUUCAUCAACCAGUCUUCUUGAUAUAGUCCAACUAAGAGCUGAAGCAUGAGAGGCCAACCCUCAAUCCUCCGUUCCAAGGGACUUUUCAACUGAGUUGGCCUCCAUAUAUACUCACUCCCCCAUCACCAAUGCCCUCCUCCUCACCUCCCUUCUUACUAGCUCCCUCCCAAAGGAAUACAAAGCUUGAGUUUUCUCUGAAAUCUGUCAACCAACAUGUCAUCCCAAUCACAUUUUUGUUUCUGGCCAGAUUGUUUCAUAUGGAGAUGUUCCUAUAUCUUGAAUAAAUCUUAAUUUUCCAGGCAUACA